UCUUUUUUACUUUUGAAAAAACGGCCAACAAUUACACCGUUUCAACGUUGCGUCGUCUGUCAUUUGAAAGUAGUCAUCUUUUCUAUCACUAUGACCUCAAAAAACUUAACAGCCCAGUUUGGAGAUAUACUCAAACCGCUGAAAGUGAUUCUACAUGGACCUCCAGCCGCAGGCAAAACUGAUAUUGCGAAACGCAUAUGUCAACGGUACGGGGCCCAUUAUGUGUCUGUAAAAUCUAUGAUAGAUGAAACGUUGGAAGACCUGAGACAAAAUAUCUGUGUAGCUAGAGAACAAGCUUUAUUAAAGUCCUCCGGCACCCCUAGAGACACAGGUUCCGACGAAGACAUUGACGAAGAAGAGGAGGAAGAAAACGAAGGAGACCCAAUGAUCGACAUUCAAGAGGAAAUCGAAAGAUACGAAGAACAAAUUCGAGACAUUAAUAGUUUGAUUAGUUCUAGCCCUAAUCAGAAAUUACCUGACGACUAUGUUGUCCGCUUAAUGCGUAUAUUCUUGAUGAAAUCCCAAUGCCAGUCCCAUGGCUAUGUGCUAGAUGGCUUUCCCAAAACCAUACAACAGGCAAAAGAAUUAUUUGGGCAAGCUGCCGAAGUUCCAAGAGAAUCGGGCGAGGCCAAAAGUACAGUUGAAGCAGAAGAAGCUGCAGGAGAAGGCGGUGUUGAUAAUUUAGGAGACAUGAUGGGCAAUGCAAGUGUGGAUAUUAUGCCAGACUUUCUCAUAAGUUUACAAGCAGACGACGAAUUUCUCUGUGAACGGGUUAUGAAGUUGCCACAAAGAGAGAUUCAGGGAACUCACUAUGAUGAACCAAACAUGAUUCGAAGACUCAUUGACUUUCGAAAUAAUAACACUCCGGACAACACAGUUUUGACCUUUUUUGACGAGGUUGAAAUCCAUCCUAUUGUGCUUGAUAUAACUGAAGAAGGUUUGGAGGAUAUCGAAUGUAUACUAGCGUUUUUGUACAAAAUGUUUGGACCACCUAUACCGGGAAUCGGUUUAACGGAUGAAGAAGAAGAACAGCUGCGAAAGAUGGAAACGGAACAAAGACGUCUCAAGCAAGAAGCAUAUUUAAUAGAGAAACAGCUAGCGGAAAAUACUGCCAGGCAGGACUACGAAGAUAAAAUGGAAAAAUGGGCGGAAACGUUGGAAAAACUCCAAAUGGAGGAAGAAAAGAUCAUUGCGGCUGAAAGCGAACCAUUGCGAUUUUACUUAAUGAAGUUUGUAUUUCCGACACUAACUCGAGGUUUGUCAGAAGUAGCGAAAAUCAAGCCGGAUGACCCUAUUGAUUACCUUGCAGAGUUUUUAUUUAAAGAAAACCCCGAGGGCAGAAUGUUCGAUCCUUCGUAUACGAGAACGGGCGAGGAACUACUAAAACAAUACGAAACAGUUGUACAAAAUAUUUAAAAUCUUUAUAUCAUGA
Molecule: messenger RNA, 1432 nt
Organism: Dendroctonus ponderosae (mountain pine beetle)
Lineage: Eukaryota; Metazoa; Arthropoda; Insecta; Coleoptera; Curculionidae
Product: adenylate kinase 7
Exons: 6
Coding region: 91-1416 (441 amino acids)
Biological process (GO): nucleobase-containing compound metabolic process
Cellular component (GO): cytoplasm
Molecular function (GO): AMP kinase activity; ATP binding
Source: RefSeq, a predicted model, not a curated record